Musca vetustissima is the source of this 825-nucleotide messenger RNA. Its product is annotated as carbonic anhydrase 2-like. Gene Ontology annotation, molecular function: carbonate dehydratase activity; zinc ion binding. The coding region runs from base 1 to 825 and encodes 274 amino acids. Gene Ontology annotation, cellular component: cytoplasm. Lineage: Eukaryota; Metazoa; Arthropoda; Insecta; Diptera; Muscidae. The record is from RefSeq and is a predicted model, not a curated record. The transcript is spliced from 6 exons.
AUGUUUACCCAGGAACAUCACUUCAGCUAUAACGAACCAGAGAAAUGGCAAGUGGAUUUCCCACAAUGCGGUGGCUUUAAGCAAUCACCCAUUAUUAUAUCGACACCAAAGUCAAUUGACAUCUUAAUAUUCCCACUGGAAUUUGGUUUAUACGAUACACCGCUAUCAAAACCCAUAAGUCUUCACAAUAAUGGACAUACAGUGGAAUUUAAGAUCCCCGAAACAAUGUCGGGUGAUAAACCCUAUAUAAGCGGUGGCUUACUCGACGACACUUACGAAGUUGAACAAGUACAUUUCCAUUGGGGUUCACCGACACGCAAAGGUUCCGAACAUAUCAUCAAUGGGCAUCGUUAUGAUAUUGAAAUGCACAUACUACAUCGGAAUACCAAAUAUCCAAGUGUGGAAAUUGCAAGGUUAUUUGAGGAUGGUUUGGCUGUGGUGGCGGUGCUAUUUAAAGUUGUCAAGUCAGAAAAUGUUUUCUAUCCGGGUUUAAAUCUAAUUUACAAUAAUCUACAAAAUGUGCAAUCCUUCAACUCGACCAGUGAUACAAUGCAUUUAAUUACCCUCGGAUCGCUGUUGGGUAAUAUUAAUCGUGAAGAUUUUUAUACCUAUCAGGGGUCGUUGACCACACCACCCUGUUCCGAGGCCGUAACAUGGAUAGUAUUUUCAGAUGUUCUGCCAAUCUCCUUCAAAGAGCUCCCCAAAUUCUGGAAUAUUUUAAAUGAACAGGGCAAUAAAUUUGUCAAUGUACGACCGAUACAAAAUAAUGGCUUUCGCAAAGUUUUUCAUCGCAAACCAUUAAUACAAUUUAAAUAUUUGGGUUAG